CAGCUGUCUCGCGCGCUGCGGCAGCAUUCUGCCCCAGACCUCCACGCCUUCGUGCGUCGAUGCGUCGAUGAUCAGGCGCGUAUGCAGCUUGCAGCUUGCACACUUGUUCCAGCACGGAGGGACAGAGGCGGGAAAGGACGAACAGGGGAGAGGGCAGGUAGGCAAGGACGUUGAUGACCAAAUCAGGCUGAAAGACAGACGGAAAUGUCGGCUGUGUCACCAUGUCAACAUGGAUAAAGACAUACCAGCAGAGGCGCUCCCUCCGGUGCGUUGUUGGCCUCUCCAGCUGCAGCUGCGUUGCUGCUGGUCUCCCCACCAGCAGCAGGGGCUGUGGUUGAGGCAGCAUGACAAAGCUCAGGGGCUACAGCGGGGGCAUCAGGGGCUGUGGUUGAGGCAGGUGCAGCAGAAGUAGCAGCAUGAGACGACUCAGCGCUUGCAGGCGUAGAGCGCGGUGCUGUUGGUGUGUUGCCUUCGGUGCUGGCCUGCAGGGCUGCAUGAUGGCUCAGUACUGCUGUAGCGGCAGUGGCAGGUUGUUCUGCCUGCAGUCACGACAAAACCAUGGCAAAACUACAGUAAGCUGUGGCCUCGUUGCUGCUCCUCUCAACAUCUUGAUACCUCGUCGUCAUCGUCAUGCCGGCGUGACUCAUACUCGAGCACGUUGCGGAGUGGGACGGCUGGCGAGGGGCUCUCGAACAUGGCAGCCAUCAUCACACCACGAGCGGCCUGAGAGAGAAAACAGACGGAUGAAAAUGUACGAAUCCCCUUUUCUGCGAUGGGGCUUACUCGGCCGGUCGAUUCUUGCCCUUCAGGGUCAUCCACUCCGGCAGCUGCUGCCGCUGCUGGUCUUCCCACCAGCAGCAGCCGCAGCAGCAGUAGCGGCAGCAUGACGAGGCUCAGCGCUUGUAGGCGUGGAGCGCGGUGCCUCCGGUGCUGGCCUGCGGGGCUGAAUGAUGGCCUGCGGACCUGCAUUGGCGUAGCGGGAUGGCGAAAAGGACACCGAAAUAUAAAACGCAGGCGGCGAUCGAUGCCUGCACCGCACCCACAGACACGCCAAUGAAUGAGACACCUGGACGCAAUCCCAUGAGAUGAGGUGUGUAUUUCUUUGUGUGUGCACCAGCAGCGUCCUCCGUCCUCUGAUCUGCUCUGCCGUCGGCCUUGUCCGUUGACCCCUGAUUGCCCCCAUCGCUGCCUCCCCCGUGCGACCGCCCUCUCUUAUUGCUGCCGAGACUCAGGUGCUGCACCGUUGAAGGCUGGGAGGGAAGGGGAGGGGUGGCGGUGUACUCGUAGCGAUCGUCCUGCGGCGGGUACACGUAGGGCAGCAGCUCCAGGCGGGGUCUGAUGGCCGCGGGGCUCUCCAGCCAUGGCCCCGCCCACAUCGAGAUGAGGGUGUUUGGCGGCUUGACCAUAAAGAGGCCCAGGCCGCCAAUCUGAACCAAGAUGGACAUGGUUUGGUGUGGUGUGGGGGAUGGUGGAUGGGGUGUUUGCCUUUUCGUUGUGUGCGGUGAUGAAGCUCAUGUCUCUGUGACGAUCCAUGAGGCCCGCGAGCUGCUGCAGUUUUGAGCUAAUCACACCCAGCUGCUGCACUCCAAAUGACACAGACAGACAGACAGACAGACAGAGAUCAUGUGUCUGUGACGUGACCCUUCAGCUCCCUCGUGAGCACUGCCUGCGUAUCUGACCUCUGUUGCUGUUGCGAUGUCAGGAUCCUCCUGCAGCUUGAUCUUGAGCAUCGAAAAACGCCGCUGCGCAUGGCCCGGGAAGGCCCUCACGUACCUGCCCGGUCACGACAUUCAUGUGUGGUGUCUUCAUCAGCCACCUGUGUCUCUGUCUCACUCACCGGGUGGCCAUGUCGAGUGCGAAGAGGUCUCCCGCCUUGUCUCCCACACUAAACACCCUGCUGACAUCCGGGCGCCGUGCCAGCUCCUCUGUGAAGGUCAGGACCUGCACAAAACAGAUCAGGAGACAUCGCAUCGAUGGACACACAUGGGGGGACGAAGGAAUGGCUGGCUGCACACAUGGGGAUGGGUCUCUCUGCAUCUUAUCUUGUUCACCCACCUUCCACGCGAUGCCGUGUGGCUCCAUCGGCACGCCCCUCCCCGUCCCUCUGUCCCUGGCGCUGUAGAUGACGAUGCCGUGCUCCUGCAGAUAGUCUGCUAGCCACGGCACCGCCACCAGGCACUGCGCCACCCAGCCUGCCAGCCAGCACAACAGAAGACGCGUCACAGUGGCCACUUGUCCCUCCCUCCCUCCCUUCCUCCCCUCACCCUUGCCGCCGUUUGUUAUGAUGGCCACCCGGCCGCCCUCGUCCAGCACCUGAUGGAAAACCGAUAUGGCCUCCUUGCCGUAGUUGGAGAGGGUGGCACUGACGGCGGCGAUCUCCUCGGCGUCUGCCUGAGUCUUGGGGACCUGCCCCUUCAGCCAGCGCAGGAAGGCGCGGUGGCCCUUGAUCCACGUCGUCGGGAACAAUGUGUCGUCCCUGACACGCACAACAUGGAGACCUGAGCACGGACGCCACCUGACUGCACUUUUUCACCAGUCAACAUGCCAGUCAAAAAUGAAGAAAAUCCCCUCGGACCUUCCUGUGCGGCGCGCGAGCUGUUGCAAUUGGGGCCGCUGGUGGGAGAGCUCAAACGGCCUCUGCAGCAGGCCUCCCGAGUCGCGGUGGUGCUCCUGGCAGGCUCUGGGGGCUCUGGGUGGCCGCUUCCCCCCUGAUCAGCUAUGCAUAAUUCUGAAUUGGGGCCCGACUCUUGGCCCGAGUUGUCGGAGUCGUCGAUCCCCGGCGGCGGUGCCAUCG
Molecule: messenger RNA, 2794 nt
Organism: Vitrella brassicaformis
Lineage: Eukaryota; Vitrellaceae
Source: the annotation of a GenBank genome assembly